UUCAGGUGGAAUGCACAUUUGUUGUUCGUGAUAUGGAAAUUGUAGAUGCACGACAUACAGUAAUCACAAACGCUGAAGUAUUCCGAUUGCUACAGGGUAGGCGCAAGCAACAAAAUGAACUUCCAAAAGAUCAACGAUCGAAGGUUCUUGGAACAAUUAUAUAUGAAACAAAUAAAUAUUUGCAAGGAACACCAGCUGUUAUGCAAAAAAAUGCAGACAUUGAAAAAUUCAUUCGAGCAGUAGUUCCAUUCAAGUUGACAGCGGUAGAGAUCUUACAACUCAUAAAUUUGCGUCCCAGAACUGCUGUUGAGAUUCAACUAAUAGUGGAAGAAUGUGAAGAGCGAUUAGAUGAAGAACAAAUCGAAUCUCUAGUCACUAUAAUUCAGGAAAACUUGCCGGAAGCAUUAUCUGAUAAUUCUAAUGUGAACACAACCAAUGAGAAGGAAAAUUGAUGAAGAAAUCGUGAAAUUUAAAAUUAAAUGGAUAUGGUUGAAAUGAAAAACCAAAAGAAAAAUUUGUUAAAUUAAUUCGCAUAAUGGCUCUGAACGAGAAGAGUCGGAGGGGAGAGCAUGGAAUUAAUAGAGGG
Loa loa (African eye worm) is the source of this 586-nucleotide messenger RNA. RefSeq lists its product as hypothetical. Gene Ontology annotation, molecular function: nucleotide binding. Gene Ontology annotation, cellular component: RNA polymerase III complex. The record is from RefSeq and is a predicted model, not a curated record. Bases 33 to 452 code for a protein of 139 amino acids. The transcript is spliced from 5 exons. Gene Ontology annotation, biological process: transcription initiation at RNA polymerase III promoter. Lineage: Eukaryota; Metazoa; Nematoda; Chromadorea; Rhabditida; Onchocercidae.